Ipomoea nil (Japanese morning glory) is the source of this 2307-nucleotide messenger RNA. RefSeq names its product probable galacturonosyltransferase 6. Gene Ontology annotation, molecular function: polygalacturonate 4-alpha-galacturonosyltransferase activity. The record is from RefSeq and is a predicted model, not a curated record. The coding region runs from base 348 to 2135 and encodes 595 amino acids. The transcript has 9 exons. NCBI's taxonomy places the organism in Eukaryota, Viridiplantae, Streptophyta, Magnoliopsida, Solanales, Convolvulaceae.
CCCCCCCCAAAAAAAGAAAAAGGAAUUAACUACUUCCAUCCCGAGCCGAAUCUCGUUCCUUGCUUGCCAGUUGCCAAUACGAACAUGGCACCCUCUAUAUCUCCGUAUUCAUCGCGUUUCACAUUCGAACAAAAUCUACACUAGUUCGUUGGAAAUAUAAUAAUCGGAGAUCUUUUUGGCUGACCGGGUAGAGAAAAUCCAGAAAAAACCCUAGUCAGACGGGCAAGGAGACUGAUCUUAUUUCUACAGGAUCGCAGUUGCGAAGCGGACGCGGAAAAACCCUUAGUUCGCACUUCGUGAUUGGGAGUUGGGAUCAGCCAGCAUGCGCUUAGAGUAGGUAGAUGUAAAUGAGGAAAUUCCAUCGGUGCACGAGGAUUUUCAUCCUCUCUUUGCUCGUCAUCUCCGUUUGUGUUCCUAUCUGCUUCCUGUCUAACAGGAUUAAAAGCGUUCAUGGUGAUGAGCCGGGAGAAUUUAUUGAAGAUUUAUCGCUUAUUAAGCAUAGGACAGAGGCUCAUAUUGCCAGUGCAUUAGAGGAGGAAGAAAGCAAAGGUGUGAAAGAGCCACUCAUGGUUGUUUACAAAGAUGACAAGUUUAGUUCUGAUUCUUUAAUUGAGAGUAAUAGGACCGGUGAAUCAGAAAACACAAAGAAUGCUACCUUGGGAGAAAGUGGAAUCAUGCAAAAUGUAGAAGAAGAGAAUCAACAUAGUCAGCAUGAGGAAGUUGUACGAAAUUCAAAAGAAAAUGCACAGUCUGAGCCUAAAAGGGUUCAACAUGAUCAGAGUAGAAUCUCACAUUCCCAGAAGACAUCAGAUGUGAAGUUGAAGGAGAUGAAAGACCAGGUUAUUAGAGCAAAAGUAUACCUGAGUUUUGCCCCACAAGGUAGCAAAUCUCAUUUUGUGAAAGAGAUCAAGAUGCGAAUCAAAGACCUGGAAAGAGCUAUGGGUGGAGCUACUAAGGAUUCUGAUUUGUCUCGGAGGGCUGUGCAGAAGAUGAAAGCCAUGGAGGCAACCUUAUCAAAAGCUAGCCGCAUGUACCCUGAAUGUGCACCUAUCAUGAAAAAACUUCGCGCUAUGACAUAUAAUGCUGAAGAGCAGCUCAGAACACAAAAGAAUCAAGUUGCAUUUCUUGAAGAGCUAGCUGGAAGAACUACACCUAAGGGCCUACAUUGCUUCUCCAUGCGGUUGACAGCUGAAUAUUUUGUCCUGAUGCCUGAAGAGCGGGAAUUCCCUAACCAACAUAAGUUGCAUAAUCCAGAUCUAUAUCACUUUGCUGUUUUCUCUGAUAACAUUUUGGCAUGUUCUGUUGUUGUCAACUCAACCAUUUCAUCUGCUAAGGAUCCUGAGAAAAUUGUCUUUCAUAUAGUCACAGAUUCAGUUAGCCUCCCUGCAAUAUCAAUGUGGUUUUUGUUGAACCCUCCGGGCAAAGCAACAAUUCAUAUCCAAAGCAUAGACAAUAUCAAAUGGUUAUCCACCAAAUAUGAUGCAAAUUUGCAGAAGCAAGGGUCACUUGAUCCAAGAUAUACAUCUGCAUUGAACCACUUGCGGUUUUAUUUGCCAGAUAUUUUUCCUUUGCUCGACAAGCUUGUGUUUCUUGACCAUGAUGUAGUUGUGCAAAGGGAUCUCUCAGCACUUUGGAGAAUUAACAUGAAGGGUAAAGUGAAUGGUGCUGUGCAGACUUGUAAGCAAGGAGAGCCUUCAUUCCGUCGGAUGGAUGCAUUUAUUAACUUUACUGACCCCAUGAUGGCAAAGAGGUUUGGUGUGGAAACCUGCACAUGGGCAUUUGGGAUGAAUUUAUUUGAUCUGAAGGCAUGGAGGCAGCGAAAUUUAACCGCAGUCUAUCACAAGUACUUGCAGCUGGGAAGUAAGAAGCCAUUGUUGAAAGCUGCUGGUACUUUGCCAAUUGGUUGGAUAACCUUUUACAAGCACACAGUGGCUCUAAACAGAAGUUGGCACGUCCUUGGUUUAGGUUAUGAUUCCGGUGUGGUGCGGGGCGACAUUGAGCAGGCUGCAGUCAUUCAUUAUGAUGGAAAAAUGAAACCAUGGUUAGAUAUUGGGCUCGAGAAGUAUAAACCUUAUUGGAGGAAACAUGUGAACUAUGAACACCCCCAUCUACAACAGUGCAACAUACACACUUAAUCACAUAUCCAACAAAAGAAGCUUGAUUCAGUCCUCACACACUAUUUUUUGUCAACACUUAAUAGAUCAUAGUUUGUGUAAAUUUGAACAAAUCUUUUUCCGGCCAAAUUCUUACCGGAACUGACCGCAUUCUUGCAAUAAUAUGGGGUACCAAUUACCAAAUACUUCAGUG